AUGCCGGACACAUUCACGCUCCUAAAGAACCGGACAGAGCCGCGACUGGGGCAGCUGGAGCGCACGCUGGCCACGGAGGGGAACGCCCGCCCCGCCUGGGUCAUAGCAGUCCUGGCCAGCGUGCUGAUCUUCACCACGGUGGUGGACGUGCUGGGGAAUCUGCUGGUGAUCAUCUCGGUGUUCAGGAACCGCAAGCUGAGGAACUCGGGGAAUGUGUUUGUGGUGAGUUUGGCGUUUGCUGACCUUGUGGUAGCAUUCUACCCGUACCCUCUGGUCCUCUAUGCUCUCUUCCAUGAUGGAUGGUCACUGGGAGACACUCAAUGCAUGGUCAGUGGCUUCCUUAUGGGGCUGAGUGUCAUUGGCUCCAUCUUCAACAUCACUGGGAUUGCAGUGAACAGGUACUGCUACAUCUGUCACUCAUUCUCCUACAGUCGGCUAUACAGCUAUCGCAACACUCUGCUGUUUGUUGCCUUAAUCUGGCUGCUCACCAUAGUGGCCAUUGUCCCAAAUUUCUUCGUUGGUUCCCUGCGCUAUGACCCACGAGUCUACUCAUGCACCUUCGCCCAGAACGUCAGCAGUUCCUACACAGUGGCAGUGGUGGUGGUUCAUUUCCUGGUUCCCAUCGCAGUGGUGACCUUUUGUUAUCUACGCAUCUGGGUGCUAGUGAUUCAGGUGCGACGCAAAGUGAAGACUGAUGAGAGUCCUCGCCUCAGACCCAGUGACUUACGGAAUUUCAUUACCAUGUUUGUGGUCUUUGUGCUGUUCGCCAUCUGCUGGGCUCCACUUAACCUGAUUGGCUUAGCAGUGGCCAUAGACCCGCACCACGUGGUUCCCCGAAUUCCUGAGUGGCUUUUUGUGGUCAGCUACUUCAUGGCCUAUUUCAACAGCUGUCUGAAUGCCAUCAUCUAUGGCUUACUCAAUAGGAAUUUCAGGAACGAGUACAAACGCAUCAUCACAUCCGUUUGGGUGACUCGGCUUUUUGUGACAGAGACAUCACGAGCCGCCACGGAUGGCAGGAGCAUGAGGAGCAAAGCAUCACCAGCGCCUGCACUCAACAACAACGAGUCAGUCAGAGAUCGCAUUGACAAGGAAUGA
Messenger RNA from Myripristis murdjan (pinecone soldierfish), 1095 nucleotides. RefSeq names its product melatonin receptor 1Bb (gene mtnr1bb). The record is from RefSeq and is a predicted model, not a curated record. Bases 1 to 1095 code for a protein of 364 amino acids. Gene Ontology annotation, cellular component: plasma membrane. NCBI's taxonomy places the organism in Eukaryota, Metazoa, Chordata, Actinopteri, Holocentriformes, Holocentridae. The transcript has 4 exons. Gene Ontology annotation, molecular function: melatonin receptor activity. Gene Ontology annotation, biological process: G protein-coupled receptor signaling pathway.